This is a messenger RNA of Sardina pilchardus (European sardine), 2650 nucleotides long. RefSeq names its product DENN/MADD domain containing 2Db (gene dennd2db). Lineage: Eukaryota; Metazoa; Chordata; Actinopteri; Clupeiformes; Clupeidae. The transcript has 13 exons. The record is from RefSeq and is a predicted model, not a curated record. Gene Ontology annotation, cellular component: nucleoplasm; cytosol. Bases 391 to 1845 code for a protein of 484 amino acids.
GACAGUGUGCGCACACAGGGUAGUGUCGAGCAGGGGGGAAAACAGACUAGUUUAUACCCAAGACACAGCUGAUUGCACACGAGCAAAAACGUAAAUAUUUUAAAAAGCUAUGAACGUGCGAAAAACGGAAACGGGAUCAACAGGGACGUAGGCUACUCAGAAAGUUUCUGAAUUGUACAGCACGCGAGAAGGCAAUGCCGUUGGGCAUCUGAUGAUGAGACAGGAAGACCGCGUAUAAAACAUGAGCGCACAAGGACAUAAGGUAGCCUACUUCAGCGGGUUCGAAAUGUGUCUUCACGGCGAUGCCUGAUGCCCAUUGUCGGCAACAAAAUUUUAGUCCUAGGCUGACAGCUGGCUGUAAAUAGCCUACGCAUCAAACCUGGUGCCACUAUGUCCAGACAGACCGAUGAGCGGGACUCUGGCACUUUGAGGAGACUGAGUAGUGUGUUCUCAACCAUUAAUGCAAAAUUUCACAGCCACCGAGGAGAGAGGACACCCCCUGGUACAAAUGCAGGUCUCCAGGCACCAGACUCUCCUCGAUCCCAGGACCAGAGCAAUGCAAGCGGGCAGUUCUUCUUUGAGUACCUGGUCGUGGUCAGCCUAAAGAAGAAGAGGGGCCAGGAUGGCUACGAACCACAGAUCACUUACCAGUUUCCUAAGCGUGAUGCAAUGGGUCAGUCACAGAGAGAGGACGAGGAGAAGUCCUUGAAAGCCAUCCCUCUCUUUUGUUUUCCUGAGGGAGUGAACUGGGCCCCACUGACUGAAUACACCAGUGAAACCUUCUCUUUCGUUUUGACUGAAAUCGAUGGUAGCAGGCGGAACGGCUAUUGCAGAAGAUUACUGCCGACUGGUAAAGGUGCACGUCCACCCGAGGCCUACUGCAUCAUCAGCCGAGUCGCUUGCUUUGGUCUUUUCUCCAAGAUAUUCGAUGAGGUGGAGAAACGAAGACAGAAGUCCAUGGCUAUGAUCUAUCCCUUCAUGCAGAGCCUGAGGGAAGCCCCUUUUCCUGCCCCUGGCAACACAGUCAAGAUCAAAAGCUUCAUCCCCGAGUCCGGAACUGAGAUCAUCAGUCUCACGCGACCCACAGACUCAUGGCUGGAGCAUGUGGACUUCCGGACGCUCUUCAGCUGCCUUAACAAUGAGGAGGUGCUUCAGGUGUUUGCUGCCACUGUGCUGGAGCGCCGAAUCAUCUUCAUUGCUGAUGAACUCAGCACCCUGUCCCAGGUUAUCCAUGCUGUAGCUGCCUUACUCUACCCGUUCACAUGGCAACAUACCUUCAUCUCCAUUGUGCCUCAAGUUCUCAUAGAUGUUGUCAUGGCGCCCACUCCAUAUUUGCUGGGUGUUACACGCAACAUGCUGGACUUGGUCCUGGACCAGAGUGAUGAUCUUCUGAUCGUUGACCUAUCAGAUGGUGCACAGGAGAGGUUCAUCACACGGCUCGGAGACGAGGACACCAUCAUCCCACCCAGACUACAGGAGGAAUUACUGCAAGCGCUAAGUACCAGACAACCAAACUCAACCGCUGAGGAGUUGAACAGGGUUAUCUCUGAGGCUUUCCUGUCAUUCUUUGUGACGACGGUUGGACACUUCGCAAGCCAUGUGAGGCGCGGAGGCAGUGGAGGCCAGCCCGGCCUCUUCAACAAAAAGAGCUUCUGCAAAGCCACAGAGCCCAAGGCCAAUCGCCAUUUUGUUAAACACUUUGUGGAGACGCAAAUGUUUGACAUCUUCAUACAAGAGGUGGAAAAGCAUCCAAAUAGGGAAGGUUUCUUUCAUAAAAAAGUGGCUGAGUAUGAACAGAAAAGGAAAAGUGAGAAGGGCAAAGGAUGGGGACGUGUGGGACUGUAAGGACGGGCAUCAUGACCAGAGCACUGUCUAAUCACUGCUUUAGAAGUCCACCCUCUUAGUUCAUGUAAUUACUUUGGUGUGAGGUGUGACUCUCUCUCUUUUCACCAAACUCCUGUUUUUAGGAGAUGGCGAGAGUCAGCUGAAAGUGCUUAGUGUUUUAUUACUCCUUGGCUGCUGUGACGGUUUAACCUCAGCUAGCUCAUACGAAAGAGCAUUCCCGACAUGGUUUAACGUUUUCAGCGGAGCUAUUUCCAUGGAAGAAUAUGUAGGAGGGCUUCAUGGGAAAACCUGUAGCUUGAGUUUCAAGUAUGCAAGUUGCCUUAAUAGGAUCAGGGACAUUUAGGAAAUGUGAUCAUUUCUAAAGCACUAUCACUUGAAUAAAAGUGUUCAGGGUAGCUGCUGCAUGUUAAAAAUGUGCUCACUCUUUUCCUAGUCUACAGCAGACUCAAAGAAGACACUUAAUCCAGUGUCAAAUUUAGAAGGAUAUUUAGUUGUAUAAUGUGAAUAUUUAACUUUUGUUGUGAAGAUUGUCAUUUGUUAAACGAGACUAUAAUGUGCUUGUUUUGAGCAUGUUCCUAUUUCCUGUCAGCCGAGUCACUUAUAAGAUAUGGAAGAAAAUGUGGUUAUGGCUCCACCUGCCAGAUCUUAAUGUUAAUAUAUACUGUCUCAAACAUCACAUUCUUGCAUCAAAUGUUGUGUCUCAAGUAUAACAUGUCAUGUAAAACCUUUAUAUUUGAGUAUAAGGGUGUUAGAUGUAAGAUGGCACUUUAUUUUAGUUUUGUAAAUAAAAUAUUAACAAGUUAAA